CCCAGCAUGGCGCCAACGCUUCCCCACAUCCGCCCCUUCCUCCCAUGAGCCUCAGCGGCGCGUCCCUUCCCGGCGUGCCCCGCGGCGGCGCAGAGCAGCAGCGGCAAGAUGGCGCAGCCGCCGGUUCCCCUCAAGGACAUGAAGCUGAUGGACGUGAAGCUGGGCCAGCUGCCCACAUGGCUGGCCAUGAGGGACUACACCCCCGGCGGCAUCGUGGGGGCCGUGCGGAGAGGUUAUGACAGAUACUACAAUAAAUACAUCAACGUCAGGAAGGGCGGCCUCGGCGGCAUCUCCAUGUUACUCGCUAGUUACGUUGUCAUCAGCUACAUCUGGAGCUACAGCCACAUCAAGCACGACCGCCACAGGAGGUACCACUGAAGAGUGAAGGUGCAGCUCUUGAGCAGACCCGGCUAAUGGAACAGUUGUCCUGAUAGAUGAUGUCAGAACUAUUCACGUUAAAACCUGUACUAUUAUGACCAAUAAUAAAGUGUGCACACUUUACACUUA
Columba livia (rock pigeon) is the source of this 507-nucleotide messenger RNA. RefSeq names its product ATP synthase membrane subunit f (gene ATP5MF). Gene Ontology annotation, biological process: proton motive force-driven mitochondrial ATP synthesis. NCBI's taxonomy places the organism in Eukaryota, Metazoa, Chordata, Aves, Columbiformes, Columbidae. Gene Ontology annotation, molecular function: proton-transporting ATP synthase activity, rotational mechanism. The transcript has 4 exons. The coding region runs from base 109 to 378 and encodes 89 amino acids. The record is from RefSeq and is a predicted model, not a curated record.